AUGCAUCAUUGCUUGAAUAAUGGAGAAAAUGGUGCAAACCGAAUUUGGGUUUUUGCAAAGGACCAUGUGAAUGUGGAUGUGCUGGAGAGUCACUCUCAAUUUCUUACUUUGUCGUGCGCAUUCUCGGGAUCCAGUAACAGCAUGUUUUUUGCGACUGUCCAUGCCUCUUGCUCUAUUAUUGGAAGGAAUUUUUUGUGGAAAAGUCUUGGUCUGUUGGCUGCUAAUGUUUCUUCCCCAUGGGCUCUGUGUGGUGAUUUCAACGUCGUACUAUCCCCCACGGAGAAAAUUGACGGCAGACCUCCAUGCGUUGCUUCUGUGGAGGAUUUCAAUGAGUUUGUGAUUAGAGCUGCUUUGUUUGAUGCAGGGUUUGAGGGCAAUUCUUUUACCUGGUCCAACGGCCAAGUUGGCGAAAAUUUAGUCCGAGCGAGACUUGACAGAGUUCUGUGCAAUCUUCCUUGGAAUUCUUCUGUUCACCACUUGACUAAAUCCUAUUUUGAUCAUGCUCCGAUUUGGAUCCCCGUUGACAAUUUUAUUCUUGAAAUUAAAGAAUCUUCGUGUCUAGCACUCUGGCUCAAAGACUGGAAUAGGGAGGUGUUUGGAAAUAUUCACCAAAAUGUUAAAACUGCUGAAGAUAAUGUGGCCAAGGCGGAGGAAGGGGAGAGACAUACCAGAUUUUUCCAUGUUGUGGUUAAUAUGAAACGGAAAAAGGGUGGAAUUGGUAAAAUAAAAAAUGCCCAGGGAGAGUGGCUCCUGGACAGAGAAGGUGUUAAUGGGGAAGCUAUCAAACAUUUCAGUGACAUUUUUUCCUCCGAUCCUACCUUUCCUGAUGCAGACUUGUUGGAUGCUAUUCCUUCUAUAAUCACUUCUGAAGAUAAUGAUAUGCUUACUGUGAGUCUGUCACCCCGACAUUCGAGGAGGCUAAAGAUGCGGUUUUCUCCCUUUCAAAGGAAAGUGCGAAGGAUCCCGAUGGACUCACCGGCCAAUUUUUUACAGCUUGCUGGGACAUUGUUGGAGCGGAUGUUUGGGCAGCAGUGA
Messenger RNA from Telopea speciosissima, 1035 nucleotides. RefSeq lists its product as uncharacterized. The transcript is spliced from 3 exons. NCBI's taxonomy places the organism in Eukaryota, Viridiplantae, Streptophyta, Magnoliopsida, Proteales, Proteaceae. The record is from RefSeq and is a predicted model, not a curated record. Bases 1 to 1035 code for a protein of 344 amino acids.